CUACCAUUUUACAAUGUUUUUCUCACAAGCCAUAACCAGGCCACGUGUCACACGAACCUGCGUAGCUAAUUUCUUUCUUGGCCACUCUCUCUCUUCCCCUGCAACUUUCCCUCUUUCUAGAUCUCCGCGGCGACAGAUCCAAAUCGGCAAGUAAGAAGACUAAACGAGAUUACCAACUCCGACUUGAGCUUGAAAUCCUCCUGCGAAUUGCUUCUCUUGAUCCCUCUCAAUGUUUGAUUCGGAGCAUGUAAGCAUCUGAGAUGGCUUCAAUCCGGCGAACUCUCUCGCCGCUCUAUCACAAUCGCCCCGGAGGCGCAGCACCAUCCCCUUCUCAGAAAGGCACCACUAAACAACACAACUCCCCCCAACUUCUCUCACGCAGAGGUCCAUGGCGGCGACCGUUUUACCAGUUCCUCGCUUUCUUUCUCAUCGGUUUCCUCUUAGGUAUGACACCGUACGGCCAAAUCGAUGACAUGAACGGUACAGAUCAUUCCACCUUCCAGAUCAAACCUCCCAGCAACGUGAAACGGGAAGAGAUAGGUGUGGAUGGAGUAAGCUUCGUGGCGGAGGAUUUGGAUUUGGUUGUGCCGAGGAAGCUUGUGAUUGUGGUGACGCCAACGUACAAUCGAGCGAUGCAGGCGUAUUACUUGAACAGGGUUGCUCAAACGCUGAGGCUGGUGGAGCCACCUGUGCUGUGGAUAGUGGUGGAGGGCAAUGCGGCGUCGUUCGAGACUUCUGAGAUUCUGAGGAAGACCGGGGUGAUGUAUAGACACUUGGUUUGCAAGAGGAACAUGACGAGUUUUAAGGAUAGAGGUGUUCAUCAGAGGAACACUGCCUUGGAACAUAUUGAGCUGCAUAAGCUUGAUGGGAUUGUUUACUUUGCUGAUGAUGAUAAUGUCUACUCUCUUGACUUGUUCCGAAGCUUGAGAGAGAUCAGGCGAUUUGGAACUUGGCCUGUUGCAAUGCUGGCGCCAAGCAAAAACAAAGCCAUCCUCGAGGGUCCAGUAUGCAAUGGAAGUCAAGUAAUUGGAUGGCACACUAAUGAAAAGAGUAAAAGAGUACGAAGGUUCCAUGUUGAUAUGUCAGGGUUUGCUUUCAACAGCACUAUACUCUGGGACCCUAAAAGGUGGAAACGUCCUUUUUCACAUCCAACCCGCCAACUAGACACAGUGAAGGAAGGUUUCCAAGAGACAACAUUUAUAGAGCAGGUGGUAGCAGAUGAAAGCGAUAUGGAAGGUGUUCCACCAGCUUGUUCGAGGAUACUGAACUGGCAUCUUCACUUGGAUGCGCUAGAUGUCCCUUAUCCACAAGGGUGGGUGAUGCAGAAGAAUCUCGAAGCUGUCGUUACUGUGAGAUAGUUCCUAGAUACGACUUUUGACUGGUAAAGAUUUAUACUAGGGUUCAGGAACUUUUGAAGUCUCAGGUGUUCAGGAACGUACAAGCAAAAGGUGAAGUUCAAGACCAUGAAAAUUUGGUAUGUUUUUGAAUUUGGUGUAUUUAGUACGAGAUGGAAUUAUUUUUUUGCUUCCUUUGGACAUAUUCCAAUACACGGUCUGAGUCCAGACAACAAUGAACAAAGUAACUAGUCGUUCACAUUCA
Messenger RNA from Raphanus sativus (radish), 1599 nucleotides. Its product is annotated as probable beta-1,4-xylosyltransferase IRX9H. Lineage: Eukaryota; Viridiplantae; Streptophyta; Magnoliopsida; Brassicales; Brassicaceae. Gene Ontology annotation, molecular function: galactosylgalactosylxylosylprotein 3-beta-glucuronosyltransferase activity; xylosyltransferase activity. Bases 261 to 1358 code for a protein of 365 amino acids. Gene Ontology annotation, cellular component: Golgi membrane. Gene Ontology annotation, biological process: glucuronoxylan biosynthetic process; plant-type secondary cell wall biogenesis. The transcript has 3 exons. The record is from RefSeq and is a predicted model, not a curated record.